Boeremia exigua is the source of this 162-nucleotide messenger RNA. RefSeq names its product TOM7 family-domain-containing protein. Gene Ontology annotation, biological process: protein insertion into mitochondrial outer membrane; protein import into mitochondrial matrix. Bases 1 to 162 code for a protein of 53 amino acids. Gene Ontology annotation, cellular component: mitochondrial outer membrane translocase complex; mitochondrial outer membrane. The transcript is spliced from 3 exons. NCBI's taxonomy places the organism in Eukaryota, Fungi, Ascomycota, Dothideomycetes, Pleosporales, Didymellaceae. The record is from RefSeq and is a predicted model, not a curated record.
AUGUUCUCGCUGUCGGAAGAGUCCAAGGAGCGCAUCGCGCGCAUCAUCGACGUCUCACGCGUCGCUAUCCACUAUGGCUACCUGCCGCUGAUCCUGUAUCUCGGCUACUCGCAGAGCCAGCCGAAGCCGUCUCUCAUCCGCCUCUUCUCUCCCCUCGCAUAA